AUGCGAAACAAAUCCUUCAAAUCUGGACGGUUCGACAAGAAGUACAAUCAACGUCACCCAGGACACCGCUCCAACUUUAUGGAUAUUAACGAUCCUUCCGGCUUCCUGCUCGCGUGCUACUUCAUCCUCCGUGGCUGCCCAGACAACUUCUUCGCUAUGUUUGCAGUAAUGUGUUCUUCUUUCACCAAGAUGAAUGCUGGAACAUCCAAACGAAGCAAGUGCAGCAGCAUGGGUUUCGAUGCCUUCCCUUCAGUUAGUUACAGCAACAAGUUGCUGGAGAGGAGUGUCCUCCUGAUCUAUCUCGUCACGGCGCUCGGAGGCACAUGGUUCCUCGAACAGCCGAGUCAGUCGGUUCUCGAAUACUAUCCGACUUUUCGGAAGAUGCUUCUUGAUCUUUUCAAUGUUCAGGGAGGAGAUGCUGUAUUUGACACGAGAUGGUGGAUGUGUCAAUACGGCGCGCCGACUCCAAAGCGACACUAUGCCUACUCCAACAGUGACAAGAUAUAUCUGUUGAACCAGGGCAAGCUGUACGUGAAGUGUGGACAAAGGUCUCAAACAGUAUCUCGAAAGAGAAAUGCCGAGGGAAAGCAGUGCUAUACAGGGACCAAACACCUACGUCCAACGGAGUGCCCCGGUUGCUGUUCUUGCCAGGUUUGGAAUUUCGGGCUAGGGUUUUCAGGACAUGCGGGAGUUAUGGGGUUCUAUAUAGGUCCUAUAUCGGUCCCAAGCCGUGAUAGAGGGUCCUCAUAA
This is a messenger RNA of Symbiodinium sp. CCMP2592, 750 nucleotides long. NCBI's taxonomy places the organism in Eukaryota, Dinophyceae, Suessiales, Symbiodiniaceae. The record is from the annotation of a GenBank genome assembly.